GCUGGUCAUCGACAGCAGAGCCCAUCUGUUCUGUCUAUCCACACAUGCUCGCUCAAGCACUCACUCCCCCACUCACUCACUCACAGGAUCACUGCACGUGACGCAUCGGUCGGUAUCCGUCACGUCAAGGUGGCGCCGUGUCAUGAUGGGACAGGUUCUGCGGUGCCCCACAGCUGCUUGAGCCUGGCGUCGCGGCCACACGACCUCCUGUAAAACUUGUACAGCUCGGAACUCUUCUUGUAGUAGUCCUGAUGAUAAUCCCUGCACACACACAACACCAUGUGCUGUUGGCCUCUCCCUCUCUCCUUUCCGCCCUCCUCACUCGGCAGGGAAGAAUGUGGCGGCCGGGAGUAUCUCUGUGGCUAUGGAUCGGCUGCCGAGGGCGCCUGAGCUCUGGAGCUUCUUCUUGCUUUCCUCAGCUAUCCGACGCUCAGCAUCGGUGCGCACAAAGAUCGCAGAACUGACGACAGACGGACGCAGAUAAACGUGGCCUGUGCUGUGUCUGCCAUGUGGGCUUCUGUGUGUUCGCUUACGUGUAUUGUUUGCCCUUGUCGCAGAACUGUCCUGCUCUGUCGGUGGGGUCAAUAGACCGCCAGAAGAAAUCCACCAACGACUCGUACGAUGUCUGCACACAGGCAGGGCAAAUAGAUGUCCCGGCAAUUAGGGCAAACCUUCCUUGUGUGUGUGUGUGUGUGUGUGUUGUGUGUUCGCAUACCACUGAUGGGUCAUAUACGACGAGCACCGACUCCCGGUGCCCCGUCACGCCCUUGGACACCUGCAGGACGGGCAGAAAGACAGACACACAGACGCAUCCAUUGCCUCGGCCACUGGCCCGCCCUGGGCUCACUGACUGACACACCUGUUGAUAAGACGGAUUGGCCACAUUGCCUCCAGUGUACCCAGACACGACAGAGUUCACCCCCUUCAAGGCCUCAAAAUCUGCACCCGCCCGCGAUGUGAAGAGACAAGCAUGGGACGUUCCUCCCUCUCUCUUUCGCUCUCCCACUCUCCUCGGCGCACGCACCUUUCUCGCUGCACCAGAAGCAUCCUCCAGCGAAUGCCGCCACCUCAUAGCCAUAGCCCUUCACAGCGGCCGCCAGGUCAUCGGCUGACGGCACGUCGCCCUGAAGCGACUCCCGGCUGAAGUCAAUCUUCUUAGUCCUGCUGUCGUAGAUGGGCAAGCCACCCGCAUCUGCUGCAUCUGCCGCACCAGCUGCUUGCAGGAAGGAGAAGGGAACCUCACGCAGGGAGACGGGCCGCCGCUGGAGCAGUUGACGCGAAAGAUCGUCUGCCGUCCUCACUAUGGCUGGCGGAUCUUGCAAGGGAAUCAGUGGUGGGGCGUCCGCAAGGGCAGCCAGCGCGUGAAGCGAGGGAGAGCCAGGCGGCCGUCCUCUUCUUGCCUGUUGGUGUGGCGAUGAAGGUGGCUGCAGGAAUGCAUCGGCAGCAACCAGCAGUGCCUGGCAAAUGGCAAACAGCUUCAUUCUGCAGACCUCGU
This is a messenger RNA of Vitrella brassicaformis, 1495 nucleotides long. NCBI's taxonomy places the organism in Eukaryota, Vitrellaceae. The record is from the annotation of a GenBank genome assembly.